AUGAACAACACGAAGGCCUACAAGAGUCUGCAGACGUGUAUACAAGAUACGGGCCCGGAAGUCAUACACAAACUUAACCACAUACGGGCGAGACAAAGCCGGCCGCUGCAUAUAAAGCUUGAGCCGCCACCUCAGGGACUAUAUUAUAGCCUCGUCCGCUGCGCCGCUCGUCAUCCCUCAGUCCCUCACCAGACGCCGCGGUUCCUCAUACUUCUCGUCUCGUCUCUUCGGGUCAUCCAGAACGAGGAGCAAUGUCUGAGGGAAGGUGGUGUGUGUGGAUUGGCGUCUGCUUGUCCGACAGAUUCUCGCAUGGCUGAAGGCUUGUGCCCUAACCAGCAAGCAAGCGGCGUCGAGUGCUGUCAGACAAUCCCGACCAACAUCAAGGCCUGCGGGGGGCGAGGAGGGGAGUGUGUUGAGCCGCAGACGUGUGGCAAGGGCCCCAGGGAGGAUGCACAGUGCCCGGGAGAACAAGUUUGCUGCAUCUUCGUCAAUUAGACAUCAGGAGUACAAUAGGAACCAGAGAGACAGCAAGAUGUUCAAGCUUCCUCGCUCUAAACAAACUCUCCCUGUGCCACCUCUUGUAGUCUUACGUUGAAUGCAAUAUCUUUGGCUUAUAUUCUUAACCCGGUAGCAGCGACGGGCCAAAUUUGUGGCUUUACCGUGUACCAGCGACGGGCCACAUUUUUGCCAUGAUAUAAACCCCCCAAAAUAGAUUAUGCAUAAACUGAUCACAAAUGCGUUGAUAUAUAUUAUGAAAUGGUUCGCUUAGAGGGACCAUUAGGAAACAUGGUCCCUGCAGCUACCGGGUUAAAAGCUCUUCACUACUUCUCUCUUUAGCUAGGUAAGGUGUUCAUCAGGAGCAACAUUAAUCAAUAAAACCCUGAUAAAAUAGUAGUCAUCUGGUAUUGUUAAGAUGCAGUAGUUUUAGGCUUGCUGUUUGAUACUUUUUUAUAUAUAUCCAGUAAAGUGGCUUGCUUUAUGUCUCCCGCGUCUUGGGUUCAGGCUGCCUUUGUCUCAAACAUAGAAAGUUAUUUGUUUCAUUAAUAAAAUGGAAGUAAAUACCA
This is a messenger RNA of Eriocheir sinensis (Chinese mitten crab), 1064 nucleotides long. RefSeq names its product U-scoloptoxin(19)-Sm1a-like. The transcript is spliced from 4 exons. The coding region runs from base 1 to 495 and encodes 164 amino acids. The record is from RefSeq and is a predicted model, not a curated record. Lineage: Eukaryota; Metazoa; Arthropoda; Malacostraca; Decapoda; Varunidae.